Messenger RNA from Myxocyprinus asiaticus (Chinese sucker), 2438 nucleotides. RefSeq lists its product as uncharacterized. Gene Ontology annotation, cellular component: plasma membrane. Gene Ontology annotation, molecular function: interleukin-15 receptor activity. Lineage: Eukaryota; Metazoa; Chordata; Actinopteri; Cypriniformes; Catostomidae. The transcript has 9 exons. The record is from RefSeq and is a predicted model, not a curated record. Bases 99 to 1028 code for a protein of 309 amino acids. Gene Ontology annotation, biological process: interleukin-15-mediated signaling pathway.
UGAAAGUGAAAGAUGGUGUGGACACACAGUGACGUUUCCCCUCACACGCUCUUAAGUGUCGCAUCUAUUUGCUUUGCACUUUUAAUUCAAACACAUUCAUGAGGCUUUACCCGACGGUUUUCCCUCUGAAUUCUCUAGGAGAAGUGGACAUGCUUGGGCUGGUUAUAUUAAUUCUCACGACGGCCGUAUUUCAUCACUAUAUUGUAAGAGCGAGCGGUGAAUGCCAACCCCUGGAACUGGGACCCAACAUAAUGCCUGUUACUGGCACCAUACCCACUGAUUCAAGAAUUCGUAUCAAUUGUACAAAGGGGUUCCUGAGGAAAUCAGGAACAUCCAACCUGUUCCGAUGCAUUAACCAAUCUGGUGAAGCAAUCUGGCGCAAUGAACCUCCUCUUAAGUGCAUACGUGAUCCCCGCAGUCCCAUAAUGACAACAACGCCUGAUCAACAUUUCAUGACACUCACCUCCGAAAAAACUUUCACUCCGACAAUUCCUGACAGCACCAAUUCCUGGCAAAGUUGGCCAACAACAGCAACAAGGAGUAUAACCUUUACACCAACGAGUGAAGUUGCCACAACCAAAACAAGGACAACUACCAACCAGCCAAUUUUGAAGAUCACAAUAACAGCCAAUGAGAUUGCCUCUUCAACAUCCAGUGCCUUCACAACCAGAGAAUACAGAACAACAGGGUCAUCACUCCUUGACCAGUCAAGCACUUUCACCACAACAACAGGAGUCAGCAUAUCAGUGAAUACCUCAACUCUUUCUACAGGAAACGGUACAGCACUUGUGUCCUCUGCCAGUUACAAAUCAACAGUAGGUAGCGUUACAGGGAUAAUUCUCUUCUGCCUGCUAGGAGCAGUAUUUCUUCUCUGCUGGAGAUUAAGACAUCGAGAAAAAAACAAUAUUAAAGGGAUUCAGCUAAACCAAACCAACCAGAUUACCUGUUCAUCCUACUUGCCUGUACCAGUCUCAGUCAUUGAACGCUGUCCAACUGAAGAAAACAUAGCCGAUGCUGUUAACCUGUGACGUGCACAGAACGGGGGCAGCAGGGGCGCAAUUAAAUUAAAAUAGUUAAAACAAAAUUAAAAUCUCAUCAUAAUCUCACAAAAACAGUAAUUAUGUGUUAUGAGAUUUCUUUGUAAAUUGCAGGCGUAUUAAAGAAAAAUAAGCAGACGUGCCUUUAAGAGCGUGCAAAUUGAGGGCAGAUUCCAAUCGCAAGUGAUCCUCCCUAUGCCCUUUAAGUGGGUACUCUGAAGGAAACAUAGCAUUACUGUAUAAAUGUACCCUUCGCUAACAGUCUUGUGGAAGGGCCCUCCGAGAAAAGAUUCAUUUUCUCACUUUCGUUUUGAACGAGCUUUCGAGUGGCAUCCCCUCCCACAGGAGUGCCCUUCAAGGAAGCAAAAAAAUGCAGUUUUGAAUUCACCCCGGAACGUUGAAGUGCAACCCCAUUUCUGACAUCGCGAACCUGCAGUGCAGACAGAUUUAUUCAUUAUAAUGAGAUUAUAAACGGUCGCGUUGAUUUCAGUGAUAGACAUUCAAUUAGUCUUUUAUAGAAUACUGACAUAAACUGAAGGAGCUGUCAGGUUCAGCCAAAGCCAGUUUGGAUUUGUUGAAACUAAUAAGUCAUUAGACUUAUCACUUUCAGAAAAAUACCAUUAGGCUACCACAGUACUGCAACUCCCUAUACGCAUAUUACGCAGUGUACGUAAGGCACCAACUCCCUAGGAGGGCACCAGAAACUCCACCGGCUGCCCUUCCUUGCAUGUCAUAUGUUAUUCAAGGACCCUGAAGCAGUCGAUCGCCUUGCGCUCGCAUUGCGCCUUCGCACUGUGCACCACGUUACCAGGGUAAAGCCAUAGUACUGAAUGAUUGUUCAUGUUCCUAUUCCAUGAUAGUCAUUUUACUCCAAGUAAAAAAUACCAUGGUUUCACUAUGACACAUUUCAUAAUCAUUGGGAUAUCAGACCAUGUCUGAAAAUAAACAAAUAAACAAGUGUAAUACCAUGGUGCUUUUUGUGAGAAAUAUAACAGAAUAGGCUAAUAUUUGUGAUAAAGGAAAUAUUAUGUACAGUAUAUACAAGAAAACUGUUAAAUACUCAAAAAGCAAGAAAUAAGUUAAGUAUUUAUAAUUACUAAUUCAAAAAAAAAAAAACUGUGCCCUUUUUUAUCCUUCCACCCCCAUCCCUGCUAAGGUCUGUGCACGUCACUGCUGCUAACAAAUCCACAACAGACUCCGCCCAUGACACAAAUAAUACACAAAAAGGCUCCGCCCAUGGGGCUGACACAUUUAACUAGCUACUCCUACAAACUGACUCCUGUUGUGAUUUAUGCCCAACAUCACAUCACCCCAUAAAAUAAACCUUAACUGCACCUCAUCAGUCAGUGUACCUCAUCUCAUUCCUUACUCUUUGAACAUAAAUAAAAAUUUUAUAUUGUU